UGUGACCCACCGCCGCUGAAAAACAAAAAAAUCUCACUUCUUCUUCUUCUCUCUCUCUGUCUCUGACACAUCGGGACUUUCUCCGACUCUGUUUCCGUCGGAUUUAAACACUUCAGACUUAACUCCACUUUUGGUUUAUCGUUUACGAAUUGUUAGAGAUGUGGCAAGUUAUUCUAGGAGCAGCCAUUGCUGGAUCCACUGGUUUUGUAGCCAAACGCUUAUUCAACCCUUUCUCUCGAGAUUCUCCUACUCCCGAGAAUUACGCUGAAGAGCAGGAACCAGUCACUCCUCCUGUGAGCAUUGGAUUUCUCGAUUCUCCUUGCGACAAAACCAAUGGCGUUUUCCGAUUUUCUAGUUCCGGGUCUACCGUUAACUCAGGAUCAGGAUCCGGGUCUUCUCCUGGGUUUAGGAAGAGUUCAGGGGUGAAAUGUAGAGUUAGGGUUCGUGGAUUGAUGAAGAAGAAGAAGAAAAAGAAUAGUGGGGGAUGUGAGAUCGAGAAGCGAUCUGGAAAUGUUGGUGCUUUUGAAAUGAAGAGUGAGGUUUGCUCGAAAAAGACGAAAACUUUGGGUGCUGCUUCUGCUUCAAAACGUGGGUCAUGUUAUAGUAAUCAAGAUCAUUCCUCUUUCAGCUCAGCACUGGGUGUCUGCAUGAUGUAUAUGAUGUCAGCAGAGAAAGGUGAAAUCAGUAAGCUGCAUGCAGCAACAGAAGAAACUACCAAAGUCAUCCAAGAGCUAAAAGAUGAACUCUCUAGGAUUAAAUCUUUACAGGGUUUCAAGUUUCGUGGCUGUGCAGCAAGUUCUGAGAAAUCUGGCCAGAUAGAUCUCAAUAGAUCAGAGAUGGUGAGUAGAGUAUCUCUCGAUAUCAAGUCAGGCAAUGAUGGAGAAUAUGCUAGCAGCGUCCUAACUGAGGAGCCAGAACAAGAGGCAGUAGAAAUGGAACAAUUAGAGAUGGAACUUGAAUCUGAGCUGCAGAAAUUGAACUUGGCUGAGACAAGUGAUGUUAUGGAGGAAUGUAAGGAUUUGGUUAAUGGAGCUGAGUCAUACCAAUGUGGUGGAAUAUCGGCAUCAGAGCUGGACAAGAAACUAAGCCACCUUCUCAUCGAACAACAAGAAGGACAGAUCAAUGAGCUUGAAGCUGAACUACAAACUACUCAGUCCAAACUCCAAGAGAAGGAAGCUGAGCUUCAAGCACUUAAGGUCUGCGUUAGACGCCUAACAGAGUUUCCUCUCUUGGACCGUUCAGAUGAUGAGCAUGAAGAGGACCUGAAUCAGGAUCUCUCAGUCUCAUGGAGCCAACAUAACAAAACUGAUCACGAGGCAAGAAAGCAGAUCAUUGGGAUGAAAAGGCCUAUGGAGUCAUCAUGUAUCCAUGUUUAAACAACUUUACAUAAUCCUUAAUUAUUCCAACAUCUACAUAGUAAGUUCUUUCAUAGACUCCAUCUUGCAACACCAAAAUGAUCCAAAUCUCUGAAGGUUCGUAUCAUCAAGUCAUGCCAAGGUGGUGGUCUGUGCAAACUAGACCUGACUCAGUUGAUUAGUUAUUCUUAUAUAUAAUAUAUUCACCAGAAGAAUCCAAGACCAUCAGAAAUCAUCAGUCCUGACUUGUCUAGAGAUUUAGAUUGCUAAUUUUAGUACUACAGCUAACGAUUAUGAAUUUGGGAACUUCAAAAUAUCUUUUGUUAGUGUGUUUGCUUGUGCAGGUCAAUGUUG
Arabidopsis thaliana (thale cress) is the source of this 1709-nucleotide messenger RNA. RefSeq names its product POLAR LOCALIZATION DURING ASYMMETRIC DIVISION AND protein. The transcript is spliced from 4 exons. The record is from RefSeq and is marked reviewed. Gene Ontology annotation, biological process: asymmetric cell division. Lineage: Eukaryota; Viridiplantae; Streptophyta; Magnoliopsida; Brassicales; Brassicaceae. The coding region runs from base 159 to 1376 and encodes 405 amino acids.